AUGUCGUACUAUGAGGUGUACAUGGAACGGUGCUAUGAUCUGCUGGAGCCUAAAGCAAAAGAAAUCAUGGCCUUGGAUGACAAAGAUGGUAACAUGCAACUGAAGGGCUUGAGCUGGGUCCCUGUGCGAUCCAUGGAGGAAUUCGAGGAGCUCUAUUCCAUAGGCGUGCAAAGGAGAAAAGUCGCCCACACUGGACUGAAUGAUGUUUCCAGUCGGAGCCACGCUGUGCUCUCACUAAGGGUCAGCACUGGUGUUGUCAAAAGGAAACUUAACCUCAUUGAUUUGGCUGCUCUAAACAAGAAUGAGCACCGAAUUCCCUACAGAGAGAGUAAACUAACCCGCAUACUUCAAGAUUCUCUAGGAGGCAGUAGCCGUGGUGUGAUGAUAGCUUGCCUGAAUCCUGCAGAAUACCAGGAGUCAGCCAAGACAGUAAGUCUGGCUGCUCGUCCAUGCCAUAUUGAGACUUUCACCAGUUCAAGCAAGCAAGAAACUCCCAAGGUCAAGGUUGACAUGGAAGCCAAAUUCCGAGCAUGGUUGGAGUCAAAGGGGAAAACAAAGAGCAUCCAAAGAAUGGAUGGUCUUCUCUCCCCAAUUGCCAGCAAGACUCCAUUGUCUAUGAGCCAUAUGAAGCAUCCAACAUCUUCCAGAAUUGCUUGUAGAGCUAAGGCAAUGGAUCAGGAUGGUGAUAAAAUCAAGAAGAUGCUUUUUAAUCCAGAAGUCCAUGUUCCCACUGAAAAUAUACCACGAGAUCACAGGCAGACAGAAGUAAAUACACCAAAGAAAGUGGUGCUUCCUUCAGUUACUCAAUGCCAUGAAAAACAUGAAGCUUCUCUCAGGAAAGCUCUUUCUCCAAUUUCUUCAAACAUGGUGCCUGUGAAGCAGCAAAUAUCUGAUAAUGGCAAUUGCCCCAUUUUAUUGGAGCCCCAAACUCCAAUAGAAACACAUAACAUAGUCAAGGAGACUCCUGGUGCAACACCACUAGAGAGACUUAAUGCGCUACAGUCUAACUUAAAGGAAGCUCUUGUUCAGCAGUACCUUGAAGUUUUAAAUGUUGCAGACAAGGAAGAGCUACAGCAGCUGAAAGGAAUUGGCCCGAAGAGAGCAGAAUAUAUUCUGGAAUUACGGGAGGACUCACCAAGACCGUUCAAAACUCUUGCAGAUUUGGAACACAUCGGCCUCUCAUCAAAGCAGAUCCAAGACAUUCAAAAGAAGAUGGCGGCCACUGGGAUCUUCAAAUGA
Messenger RNA from Miscanthus lutarioriparius, 1239 nucleotides. The record is from the annotation of a GenBank genome assembly. NCBI's taxonomy places the organism in Eukaryota, Viridiplantae, Streptophyta, Magnoliopsida, Poales, Poaceae.